Messenger RNA from Entamoeba invadens IP1, 1833 nucleotides. RefSeq lists its product as hypothetical. The transcript has 3 exons. The coding region runs from base 1 to 1833 and encodes 610 amino acids. Lineage: Eukaryota; Evosea; Mastigamoebida; Endamoebidae. The record is from RefSeq and is a predicted model, not a curated record.
AUGGGAUUUUGUUCAAAUUAUGAAGUUGGGACUUACAAAAAGACUGACAUGACUUGUGAAAGUUGUAAUUUUGCAACUGAGAACUGCAAUGCGUGUUCACCAAUUUCUGUUGGUGUUUCCAAUUGCACCACUUGUAUGGCCAACCAUGUAUUGAAUAGUGGAAAGUGUCAAUUGUAUCCAAGUGGGAAGUAUUACAAUCAAAAUUCGAAGAGCUGUCAAAGUAAUGAUGUAAACUGUCAAAUUCAAGUCGAUGAGUCAAAAUGUCUUCUAUGUAACAGCAACUGUUUUUUGGCGAAUGGGGGUUGCCAACAAACAACUCGAUGUCAAAACCCUUCCAACACCACAAUGUCUUCGUGUGAUUUGAGAAAUGAUAUUAUUUACAAGUGUGGAGAUAGUGUGUAUCUCAACAUCUCAAACGAAUGUGUCGGCUGUGUUUCUCUCCCGGUUUGCCAAUUAUCAAAGACCAGAAUAAUACCAUUACAAUGUCAAACCAAUUAUAUAUUUGACACGACAACAAACCAAUGUGUUACAGAUGAUAAUUGCCACACAGUAAAAUAUAGGUUUUGCACCAAAUGCACAUCUUGUUUAAAUUACAUAUCACAAGGAAGGUGCUCAAAAUGUCAAACCACCAACUGUGGUCUCUGUGACAGAAGUACCUGUAUGAAGUGUUUGGACGGCUUUGUGAAAUACACUGACACUUGGUGUGUAUCAAAGAGUGUUAUAUCAACAUGCAAAACAUUUAGUUCAGGUGGAUGUGUUGUUUGUAGUGAGGGGUAUUACCAGACAGACGCAGAGAAUGUAGAGAAAAAGUAUGAUUACCGUGUUCCAAUAGAAUCCACAACAGUCACAAAUUGCAACAGAUACGGUGCACAGAAUACCAAAUGUGUAGAGUGUCUUGAUGCAUUCAAAUUGAAAGGUGGAAUUUGUGCUGAGACAUUUGAUGAAAACAACAAACUCAAAACAGACACAAAAACAGCAACAGAGACAUCCUGUCAAAUAAGAAACAACAAAAAAUGCCAACACUGCGCUGAUGGUAUUACAACAUCAACAACGAGUAGUUGUAAGAUUGCACUGCCUGGUGGAAGCGGAUGUGCGAUCUGUAAUAGUAUGUAUUAUCGAGAGGGUAUCAGCUGUACGCCAUGUGAUGAGUCGUGUGCACUUUGUGUGAACAGUUACGAGUGUCUUGCAUGCAAAGACGGCUAUUUCAACAUCCCAAGCGAAGGCAAAUUGUGUGAAUCAAAUACAACGCUUGCAAAUUGUGAGCUGUCAUCGUCAUCUGGAUGUGAGAGGUGUGUGUCUGGUCAUUUCUUAUCAAAUUACAAGUGUUAUGAAUGUUCUCCAAAUUGCACAUCAUGUGAGAGUGAAAGUGUGUGUACAAUAUGUAACGAUUUGGAAAAUAUGUUGGUUGACUCGCAAUGCCUUCAUUUCACAAAAGUUGAAUUAUGUGUGUCAGCUUUAAAUUCAAAGUGUGUAAAGUGUGAGGGUCGACGAGAACUUACAGACUCCGGUGACAGUUGCACAAAGUUGGUCAAUCUUGGUGUUGUGAUUGGCAUCCCAAUUACUGUUUUAAUACUUUUUGUACUCUUCAUAACAAUGAACAUUUUGUUAAUCAUUAUUUUUCUUAACAAACGCCAAGUGGAAAAGAUGAAAAAUGUCCGUGUUUUUGAUAUUAAGAAAUCGAACAUAACAAUGAAUCCACUCGACAAAGUGUCGUGUUCCAAUAAGAAAGUAUUAAAAAUUGACAUGGAUUCAGACGCUCUUAUUCCAAUGGAUGAAGAAUCGUGCGACUUGAUAUGUAUUGGAAACCUCACCAAACACCAUUUAAAAGUGUAA